GACAAGAGCAAGCUGAGAGCUGUCAGGACAAGGCUAGCAGAUGUGCCAGAACGGAGCAACAGCUUCGGAACCCUGGGCCGACGACGACGAUGGCGACGGGGACGGCGACGACGAGCGGCCAAGACAACAGGACGGGCUUCUGCUGCACAAACCGCCAACCGCCAACCGCCAACCGCUCCCUCAGCCUGACCCGAAAAGCGCACUUUUAAAGCGCCAGAGCCGCGUGGGGAUGGGGGGGACGAGACGGAUGGCUGGAUACAGCGACAAGCGGCUCCGCAUCUACACACACACACACACACACACAGUUUCGCACACACACUCUCGCACACACGCAAGGGGACGAACUCAACGAACUCAACGAACAAAAGGACCUCUGCUUACUUGCUUAGCCUAUCCUAUCCCGACUUGACCUGGCUUGGCUUGGCUGCCUAUCUGCAGGUGUGUGUGGGGAGGAAGCAUGCAUGCAUGCUGCAGGAAAAAAAGAAGCAAAAAGGACGAACAGGCUGCCGCGGCUGGCAUGGUUUCGUUCAUUCGUCCUUUUCUUUUCUUUUUUUCGAGGACGGCAGCGGCAGCCAGCCAAAAGGACGGAAGGGGUGCUCUUUCCGAACAAAAGGGAAAAAGAAACAAAAUCGAGAUUACAGUCGUGGUGUGUGUGUGUGUGUGUGUGUGUGUGUGUGUGCGCGCAUCCGAUAGGCUGUGUCGUCUACAUCAUCCCGACUCCGUCUCAAGCUUCGCACCUUUCUACUUCACCGUGCUGCACUGUUUACUAGUUGGUUGCUUGGUUGGCGGGGAUGGCGGCUUCGGGGAACACCAGGCUAGGUAUCAAGGUGGGUUAACCACGAACCAGGCUAGCCCAGACCAGCCGACCGAGACACGCCUCCAGUGCAUCCGGGGAACAUCAUCUCUCUGUGCCAGGCCAGCCUCGCCAGGUAGCUGCUGGCUGGUUAGUUGGAUGGAUCGGAUGGGAUGGACGGGAAAGCGCCGUUAUCGACUCCCCACCCCCCACUGCCGACCAACCAACGCACCCACUCACUCACACACACACACCCAUGCUUGUUUCUCUACGGUGCAUACACAUACACAAGCAGUCUAGUGCCGGACGCCCUACGAGGAGGACCUAGGGGCACGAGGCUGCGGGCAGAGAUGGAACUACCAUCGUGAGACCAUUUGUUGCUUCUUCGGUGACGACGGCCCAGAGCCCCGAGUCCAGUGGCAGAGAGGAGGCCUCCCGCAUCGACGUGAGGGGCAGGCAGGCAGAGAGAUACAGA
This is a messenger RNA of Lasiosphaeria miniovina, 1268 nucleotides long. RefSeq lists its product as uncharacterized. The transcript has a single exon. The coding region runs from base 458 to 1093 and encodes 211 amino acids. NCBI's taxonomy places the organism in Eukaryota, Fungi, Ascomycota, Sordariomycetes, Sordariales, Lasiosphaeriaceae. The record is from RefSeq and is a predicted model, not a curated record.